Messenger RNA from Schistocerca nitens (vagrant locust), 2901 nucleotides. RefSeq names its product F-box/WD repeat-containing protein 5 (gene Fbw5). Gene Ontology annotation, molecular function: protein binding. NCBI's taxonomy places the organism in Eukaryota, Metazoa, Arthropoda, Insecta, Orthoptera, Acrididae. The transcript has 9 exons. The record is from RefSeq and is a predicted model, not a curated record. Bases 192 to 2252 code for a protein of 686 amino acids. Gene Ontology annotation, biological process: protein ubiquitination. Gene Ontology annotation, cellular component: SCF ubiquitin ligase complex; Cul4-RING E3 ubiquitin ligase complex.
CAGUUUGUUUGGAAGCGAUCAGCUGCGGAACAACGAGACAGCUGUUAACGUUAGCGAAAUCGCAAAACAAAUUAGUAAUGAGUAUCUGACAGCGUAGAGACAGGUAGUGUAGUAUCGCCUGUCGAGGAAAAGUGAGAAUCUUCAAGCGGCUACGUUAAUACUGAAUACUCCUUUUUAGUUGAAAAGUAGAGAUGUCAGACACAACUGAUGAAACAAUUGACGCGAAUGAAAGCCAAGAAAGUGAUGAUGAAAAGUGGAAUUACAUUCCAGAUACAAUUCUGCUUCAUAUCUUUCAAUACCUUACAGCAAGAGAAUUGCUUAAUGUAGGCUUGACAUGCAAGAGGUGGUUGAGUGUAUCCUACGAUGAACUUUUGUGGAAAAAUUUGCUUUACUCUACCUUUAAAAUCGAUCGUUCGGUUGGGAUAGCGCCAGGAAAAUCAUCAUGGUUGUCGGAGUACAAACGUCUUACAUAUCAUACACCUUUAAUUCAGACAGAAGUUCUGACAGAACAUUCAAAUCAAGUUCUUCACGUAAGCUUCUCUCAUGAUGGGUCUUUGUUUGCAACUUGUUCAAAAGAUGGAUAUGUUCUGGUUUGGACCUCAUCUUGCCCUGCCAAAAUAAAGUACUACCAUGACAUGAAAUUAUUUUGUUGGAAAUAUACACAGUAUUCCCAAUUUAAUGCCUCUGACACACUCCUCUUGGUGUCUGGUGUUCAUUUUGGUUCUCCUCAUAGCACAUCUGGUGAAAUUGCUGUUUUCAGCCUGCAAGAUGGUUUUGCCCUGCAGUGUAGAGUGAAAAACAGACCAUAUGACAUAUUUGGUACAUGGUUCAGUGAUCAGUAUUUAUUAUCAGGUGAUCUUCACUGGCUUGCACACUUAGUCAGUACGUCUGUCCUGUGGUUGAAUAAAGCAUCCCAAGAAGCAAAUUCUGAACAUGUUCCAAUCACAAGCAAGUUGUAUGCAUUCUACAACCCCAACUCCAGCUCUAUUCGAGCGAUAAUGGUAGCCAACUGUUUGGCACCUUCACCAACACAGGUUAAUAAUAGUAACCAACAGUCUCCAAUGGAUAACAUUCAAAAAUCACUAAAUAAUGAAAAAAGAAACCCAUAUCCAUCAACCAGUGAGAUGAAUGGAUCACCACUGUUAUACAAUGGAAGUCUUGAAGAAGAUCCACCUGAAUCACUAAUUCAGGUUUCAUCAUGUUUACAGGCAAAUUCUCUUGAAGGUGCCUUUUUAAAUUGGCGUCGAAGAAGUGAUAUUGUUGAUUAUCCAUGUUCCAUUCAGUAUAAUUCAGACUACAGAAGGGUGGAAACACAAUGUGGAAGAUCUAGCUAUGAUUGCAGUAAUGGUAGUAGAGAAUAUGGACUUUAUGAAAGUGACAGGGACACAGUAGAUGGAACAGAUGAAAAUGCUUCCGAAAAUUCUGAGGCAUCAAUGGAAGCAGAAGAAUGCAUGAGCGAAAGUGAUGAUUUAGCACAACAACCAGAAAAAUAUUUAAUAUUUACUACUGGCUCCAAAACUUAUACUCCACAUUUAAUAGGAUUCAAACGUAUUACGUCAGUUUCGUUUCCUCAGAAACUGGAUCCUGGACCAUCGCUGAGAGAACGAAUAGCUGCGAGAGCUAGAGAAAAGGAACUCAGGAAUGCUGAAGUGCCCAUACCAGAACCUAACUGGCUUGACUAUAAUGAGGUUGCUCACAAAUUUGACAAAGUAGACCAUGUUAUUGAUCUUCAUGGCCAUAUUAUAGGAAUGGGAUUAUCACCAGAUCACAGGUAUCUCUAUGUAAACACCAGACCAUGGCCCAGAGGAUACGUUAUUACAAAUCCAUUGGAUCCACCACCCAUAGCUCAAGAAAUUGACAUUCAUGUUAUAGAUUUAGUUACCCUGAAGGAAGUGGGGACAAUGUUACGAUCUCACAAAGCAUAUACACCAAAUAAUGAAUGUUUCUUCAUCUUCCUUGAUGUAUCUGAUGAAUAUGUAGCCAGUGGUGCAGAAGAUAGACAUGGCUAUUUAUGGGAUCGUCAUUAUGGUAUAUGUCUAGCUAAAUUUCCACAUUCGGAUGUUGUGAGCUGUGUUGCAUUCAACCCAGCAGAUCCUGAAAUGUUAGUAACAGCCUCUGAUGAUUACACAGUGAAAGUCUGGAGAUCAAGAAAUAAAGUGAAGAGCUUGAGUCUUGACAGAAGUUCCCUGCAACAAGGAAUUGAAACGUGUGAUAGAAAAAGAACCAACCUUAAAACCAGAAAACUGUUAUGACUGUGGUCUAUUUAAUACACGUCAAAUAUUUAUGUACAUGAUAACUGUAAUAUUUUAUUACUUCAUAGAUCUGUCUUGUUUAUAUAGAUAUCCAGAUGCUGGAAAAUACUUAAAAUGCACUAUGUGCAGAUCACAUGAUUAUGCUUCAUGUUUAUCAUUCACUACUAGUGAUAACUUAGAUUUUCAUUAUACAUGUAAAGAAGAAAAAGUAAAUAUCACAAUGCGAACUUAUAAGACACAAAAGUAUUCUUUUGUCUAAGACAUUUUAUUGAAAAGGUGAAAAAGUUAGGAAGUAUGACAGAAUUUUGAUGUGUGCUUUAUUAUAUACUUUUAAAAAUGGCAUCCUCUGUUCACAAAGUUUAGUAUCUAAGAAUUGUACUAAUGAACCAUCACUCUUCAUUCACAUUAGAUUUAAAUUUUGUCAAAUUUGAUGUGAUGAUUUAUGAGCAACUUGACUCAGCUUGUUAUCACACUUUUAUUAUAUUUUCACAUCUCCUCAUGUACAAACUGAUAUUUCACUGCAUGUAAUAUUACUUGCUGCUUUUUUAUGAACCUGUGAUAAUUUUCUUGAAUUUUAUGCUGAAGUCUGAAGAAUAUACGGAACUGUUGCCUAAAAAAAAAGGCAAUGAUAAUUCAAAAAUGUCUGAAA